AUUGGGGGGGAACAGUCAUUAAAAAACAAUUAAACAUUAACAUAAUCAAAUCUUGUUUAAAAUACCGGUAUACAAACAAUUGCAAUAGAAACAGCACAGCACCAGCCCCUUUAUUAAAGCGGUCAAUUCCCAAAAGCCUGUUGGCAGAAGGACAACAAGGAGGAAGCCAGUCUGUAUUUUCCAGGGAGGAAGAAUCUCCAGAGUCUGGGAGCAACCACCGAGAAGGCCCUUUUGUCCAUUCCCACCUAGUGUUCCUAUGAGGGUGAGGGGGCCAAGAGAAGAACCUACCCCGAAGAUCUCAAAACCCAGGCAGCUUCAUAUGAGGGAAUGUGGUAUUUCAGAUAGUUUGGACCUAAGCCAUAUAGGGCUUUAUAAUAGAAUAUGUUUUAAUAGCUGUACAUUGCCUGGAAAUUGGUUAUGUGGAACGAAGAGUUCAAAGUAUAUUAAAUAAAUGGUCUGCUCGGAGUCAGUGACUUUAUUAGAAAACUAAUAUUAGAGUCUACUCUUGGGUACAUUGCAUUAUUUUCUAGCUAUCUCAAUAUGGUUGCUGAUUCACACAUCACCAUUCCAGUUUGGUCAACAAGUUUGGGGUACAAUGCACUGGCUUAUUUGAGUUUGAAUCUAUAUAAUCAGUGCUAUGUCUACUUACCUAGAAAUAACCCCCACUGAACUCAGUGGGACUUACUUCUAUAUAGGCAUGUAUAGGAUUUGCUGUAAAAAUGCUCUGCUGUGGCUGGAUGUAACUUUAAUUAAUAAAGUCUCAUUAAAUAUUACACUCCAACUCAACACUUGCUUCAGGUUCCCCACUCUGAAUCAUGGACUGGUCGUCCACAUCUCUCUGCUCUUUGUAGCUCUUAUCUUUGAUCUCUAUUUUUUGCUCUCGCGUGUAUUUGCCUUACAAGGUACUAUUUCUGUACACUCAGACAUGUGAGUAACACAUUUACUAACAAUUUGCAAGAGUAUUUCUUACAGUGGUUGAAACCACCUUGCUUCUCUUUUGAAGAACCGACUCUCCCAUGCUUCUCCGUUUUGACAAAUUACACUGAACCUAGGAGGUAGAGUUUAAAAUCAAGAUAGAACAGCCCUUUAUCUUUUCUAGGCAAUGCUAUGGAAGCUCUGUUACUGUAGGGAUGUUUCUGAGGAUAUUGUGUUCUGAUGUACCUGCUACAGCAUCCUACCAAAAUGAACUCUCAAGCAUUUUCUAUUUUUCCUGUCCCGUCAAUGGUUUAUAUACUUGUUCUUCAAGUUUUUGGUGAUGGCAUGCGAGCAAAUAAGGCUUUGGAUGAAUCUGCUGAUUUUCCACGCGAAAGUCAAUACUCUGGAUCCAAAGUGGAUAGCCUUAUCAAUGGAAAGCUUGGUGAUUGUAUUCUCCUUGAUCUGGAGAACAGGAACCCAGCAAUCCACAUUCACAAUGUGAUUUGGAAGAAAGGCAAUGCCUUGAUUGGGAUGAUGAUCAAUGGUCAGAGUGAAGCAAACUGUACAAUCCAUAGCAAAAGAUGUUUUAUCUAUAACAAUGGCACCUUGAGCUUGUGUCCCACCCAGUUGGACGAUAUUGGGCAUUAUACAGUGGCAGCAUAUACUGAGGAUGGACGCAUUCAAUACAGAAACGGAAAGGAACUGCUGCUUACACAAUCCAAACUGCAGCUUAGUCUCACCAAAGGAACACUUGGUGAUUGUAUGCUCCUUGAGAUGAAGAUCACGAAACAAGCCAUCCACCUUCAUGAUGUGAUUUGGAAGAAGGGCAAUAUCACAAUAGGAAAGGUGGACAGCCAGAAUAUUACAACUUGCAUAGACGACAGCAAGAGAUGUCUUAUACUUAACAAUGGCAGCUUGAGCUUGUGUCCCACUCAUGUGCAGGAUAUCGGACAGUACACAGCAGAAGUGUUUACCAAGGAUGGUGUGUAUCAGUACAGCCACACAAUUCAACUGGAACUUACACAACCUAAUCCACAGAAGACAAUAUGUUUGCCUCAUUUAAUCUUCUUCAUCUUAGAAGGAGCUCUUGUUGCAGCUUUUCUUGUUAUAUUGGGCUCAUGUAUAUAUCAUGUUGGAAAAUGGAAGAGGAAGCCAGUUCUCUGGAAAACAAGAAGACAACACCGUGCAAGUUGGAGGAAGAAUGUUGCUGACUAUGCAGUAGUUUAUAGGAGAAAGCAAGACCAAUCAACUGCAAGUCCAGAGUUACAGAAACCACAGGCUAUAGAAACCACAGAAGAAGGUCAAGGGUUUUCGAUUGGGAAUGAAAAAGAGACUGCAACAGCAGCAGCUCCCAACACAGAAAACCCCAUGCUUUUAAAUAUCUCUACUUUUCAAGAGAAAGAAAACGCUUUAUCACCAGCACUGUGUAUGAAUGUCAGGAGUUGUAGUGCUAGUCUACUGAGGAGUGACAGCUCUGUUUGCUGGGAUGGCGGCUGUAUUCUUCCAGAUCUUGUGGACUGUGUUCUGUGAGAGGUUUGAUGAUGCAAUCGAAUUAAGAGAACAAAUAUGCAUUUCUUCCAGUGACCCAGCCCACAUGUAUGAUGGGAAAAGAGACAAUGGAAUUCUGAAAUCAUCUGAGACCCAAUUCUAUUUAACAUGCUAUCUCAUUUGUCAGAAGAUGCAGUUCAUUUAGGCAGAGGCUUUCAAAGUGCGCUUAUGUUAAAAAAUAAACCUAAUUAUUAAUUUUAAUCUCGCAAAUAUGAAACAAUAAAAGGCCAUUUUACCUCUUCAUCAUGAUGAGAAACUGCUCUUUCAGCAAAUUGUCAUUACAUAGUUAGCAAAUGGGGUGAGUUUUAUGUAUAGAUACAAUAAUAUGUAGUAAUUUGUUAAGACCCAACUGUACUGUAUUGUUCUGAUUAAAAUAAGCAAUGUUUAAUUUGUAUUGUGUAUCAUCCAACUUUCCCUCUUGCAUUGUCCCUGAUCAUUAAUUAUCCUUGUCUAUGUCUAUUGCGGAUGCAUUAUUAAAACCGCUGUUGGUAUGAGUUUCUAGACUUGUCAUUCUUCGGGUUUCUAUAGUCUUUUAAUCCAAGACUAUAGAAGCUGAAGCUAUGCUUUUGCAACAGGACUGGAGUGGAUAUAUCUUCCAUAUAUAUAAUGGCAUAUGAACAUGUAUUAUUGUAAUUUAGUUACUAAAAGUGUAUGCAUUGAAAAGCAAAAGUUUAUUUUCUAAAAAAAAGCAAACCCUGCUGACUUGUUCACAGCAAACGUUUCAGCCCAAAUUGAAAAUAGAUCUGUAUACGACUGGCUUUUACUCUGCUUCCUGCCUAAACCACGACUAAACACACAUCCCCUUGCUAAGUACUAAACCUGUAAGUAUAAAGUGUUUCAGAAUCAUUCAUUAAUGACCAAGAUAUAGAACUGUGGUUGCAGACUGUGGUCUUAGGCCACCUUUGACCAUAUAAAUAGUCACAUUGAACGUAAAAGCUGCUAACUUGCCUGUCAGAUCUGCAUCAGUUCAAAAGGUAGGUGAACCAAAAUAACCGCCAUCUUGAAACUGUAAAUGUUGCCCUUGGAAAUCUAGUUUGAGCCUUCUUGCUUAUCUGGAUUGCGCUUCUUAGCUUUCAACCCCUGACUUGUCACCCAGUACUUUGUGUUAACUUUUACACAUUUUAAGUAGUUCGUUGUAAUUCAUGGCUAAUGCUAACUAACCCCAGUUACCUGGGAAUAAGUCCCAUUAAACUCAAUAGAGCUUGUGUCAGAGUAGAAAUAGUUAAGAUUGUAGCAAGUCAUUAGGAAACAGAUAAUUUAUGUUUCUUUGAUUUUCCUAUAAGUCCGAAUUUCUGUUU
Podarcis muralis (Common wall lizard) is the source of this 3761-nucleotide messenger RNA. Lineage: Eukaryota; Metazoa; Chordata; Lepidosauria; Squamata; Lacertidae. The record is from RefSeq and is a predicted model, not a curated record.